Molecule: messenger RNA, 531 nt
Organism: Salvia hispanica
Lineage: Eukaryota; Viridiplantae; Streptophyta; Magnoliopsida; Lamiales; Lamiaceae
Product: rapid alkalinization factor-like
Biological process (GO): calcium-mediated signaling
Cellular component (GO): plasmodesma
Source: RefSeq, a predicted model, not a curated record
UAGUUUCAAUAUUUGUAAAUUAAAGAAAGCACCGAAAUGGCGAAAAAUCAGCUCUUCCGCCUCCUCCUCAUCGCCGCCGCGCUCCUCCUCAGCACCGCCGAUGCCGGCGGCGAAUUCAGCUGGAUUCCGGCGAGCUGCCAGGGAUCGAUAGCGGAGUGCAUGGCGGAGGGCAGCGGGGAGUUCGAGAUGGAUUCGGAGUCCAACCGGCGCAUAUUAGCCACCACCAAGUACAUCAGCUACGGUGCGCUGCAGGCGAACAACGUGCCGUGCUCUCGCCGCGGCGCUUCCUACUACAACUGCCGGCCUGGCGCCGAGGCCAACCCCUACACUCGAUCGUGCUCCGCCGCCACACAGUGCCGGAGUUAGUUUUGUUGUUUCUGUUUUUGCUCUCGGGUUUUUAUUACAUGUUGUAUGUUGAUAAACAAAGGUAAAGAGUGAUGUAAUAAUCGAUUUUUCGCAUUCGAAAGAUCUCUCUGUAUACUCUAUGAUUAUCUCUUAUUAAUUUUUUAUGGUGUGCUAACUUGGAUUCAA